Messenger RNA from Capra hircus (goat), 1932 nucleotides. It is a transcript of the gene MRPL53, whose product is annotated as mitochondrial ribosomal protein L53. The record is from RefSeq and is a predicted model, not a curated record. Lineage: Eukaryota; Metazoa; Chordata; Mammalia; Artiodactyla; Bovidae. Bases 899 to 1237 code for a protein of 112 amino acids. Gene Ontology annotation, cellular component: mitochondrial large ribosomal subunit. The transcript is spliced from 3 exons.
GAAAAGCUAAUCCAAGAUCACUACUCCAAUUGCCUGGAUUCCAGAGUAAAGGGCAUAAUCACAGCUUGAAACCUGGAAGUCAGCAUCCUUGGGAGGCUCAGGCACAGUUCCCCAUCAGUAAAGACAUCUCAGGGCUAGACACUAGCAGCUAAAUCCUGGGAGUAAGAUUCUAGGGUUGGAUCCCAGGAGAAAGGGGAAAACCAAUAGAAAGCAGGGAGCCUUGAUGUCACUUCCUCUUAAAUCCCAGGAGCCAGGCUAAACACAAGACAGGUUGGGACACUACUACAAAGUAAUUCCUCAGGAACCACAGAGGUGGAAUUUCUGCACCCAAAUCAGUCCGCACGGCCUAUGUUACAGUACCCUGUACUCCCCUCCUUACUAUUUUUAGUCAUUUAAGAAUAGUGGGCUGUAGAACCUUCACGUGUAAGCGUUAGCUACUCCAGAGUCCACACAUUUAAUCUGAAAUUACCUGAGUGGGGUUCACCCUCUGGUAGGUUUAUAAUCCCUACGGUGGUAGUGCCCUCCCCUUGGAAGGGACCAGCACUUAAGACGGUGUUAACCUAGAUCAGCAGGGUGCAGAGAGGGAGAGGCUGCAGAAGGCGUGCCAUCCGAGCCGGGAGCAAACGGCUUUCGCAUUAUUCACGGUCUUCACCGUGGUACAAGAGGGCUACUGAUGUCACGUAGUGUUUAUUGAGGGCGUACUUUGGGCCCUCCAUACCCUGUGCCGAAACCGUCUCUCUCCUUCCUGGCGUUCCUCUUCUCGGUUGGGGAGCCCAGGGCGGCGGCUUGGGGACCAGCACCGCCAACACCGGUGACUGCGGAAGUGCGCCGCAGCUCACAGACUCUCGCACUAGAGACACUUCCGCCAGCCACGAGUCCUUCCGGGGCGGGUGUCACUAUGGCGGCGGCCUUGGCUCGGCUCGGACUCCGCUCGGUCAAGGAGGUUCGGGUUCAGUUCUGCCCCUUCGAGAAGAACGUGGAAUCGACGAGGACCUUCCUCCAGGCGGUGAGCAGCGAGAAGGUUCGCUGCACGAACCUCAACUGCUCAGUGAUUGCGGACGUGAGGCACGACGGCUCCGAGCCUUGCGUGGACGUGCUGUUCGGAGAUGGGCAUCGCUUGAUUAUGCGCGGCGCUCACCUGACCGCCCAGGAAAUGCUCACUGCUUUCGCCUCCCACAUCCAGGCUAGGGGCGCGGCGGCGAGCGGGGACAAGCCUAGCGCCAGUACCGGGCGCUGACAGCACGGAAGAGACCAGUCAACAGAUUCUAACCCAAGACUGCUAAGGACACUUAUUUAAGAAGAACUUAAUUACUCAUAUCACUAUCUGGAGGGCCACAGAACGCCAAAAAAAGAAGAGAGGCCUGUGACUACAAGCCUAACCGGUGUUUCUGGGACGAGGAAAGACGGGAGGGGUGCGGAAAUUUUUGAAUUUAUUUCAGUUUCUUACCAUCACUCACUGCUUAACCCUUUUGAAUUUGGCUGCUCCUUCCACUACUCAAGGUACCUCUUACUCUUAUUAGAAAUGCUGUUUUCCCAGUCCUCAUCUUUCCAUUCCAGUCGCAUUUGCCGCUCUUUAUUCACUCCUUGUGGGGCUUCUCUUCCUCUCGGGCCCCUUGUCUUCUCUUGACCAUAAAGGUGUACUGCUCUCCCUCUUAUUUUUGAGGCAUCUUGUCUUCUGUCAUGACUUGAACUAUCCUCUUGGGUAAAAUCCUAUAUUUCUGUUUGGCUCUAAUCUUAAGUUCUGUGCCAUAUAGUCAGGGUACCUACUACCAAUUUUCUCCAAAUUCCAGGAACACUUUUUGUCCAAAAUAAAACUGAUAAUCUUUGCGUGCUGUCUAUAGUGAUCCUUGAACAACGGCAGGUUUGAACUGCAGGGGUGCUCCUGUAUGCUUAUUUUUUAAAUAAAUACUACACGAUCUGUGGUUGUUUGAA